AUGACCUCGCCAAGCUAUAGCAGCCAUUUUUAUAUCGCCAAUAUCCCUUUUGGAGUGGCUUCGUCCAACAAUCAUCCAAUCCAAUGUGUCACUCGGUUUGUGAAUAAUGUCGUCUUUCUCGUGGAGUUACAGCGAUCAGGGGUUUUCGCUGAAGAUGUUUUCCAAAGCUCCACGCUAAACGCGUAUGCGGCCUUGGACAAGUCCGUGCAGCGCCAGGUGCGAGCCGUGUUGCAGGAGACGUUGAAACAUUCCUUGCCCGCGAACUUCAUCGAAGAUAUUAGCGCUGUCACAAUGCAUCUCCCGGUUUCUGUGGGUGGAUUCACGGAUUUUUCGUGCAGUUUGCAUCAUGUUCGCAACGCAGGGCGGGCGAUCAUCAAUGAUCCCACUCCGCCCCCGGUCGGAUACAAUGGUCGUACGAGCACUAUCGUUGUCUCUGGUACCCCGAUCACUCGGCCAAAUGGCCAUUUCUAUGACCGUAGUGCAUCUUCCGAGAAGAAACCGAUCAUUUAUGGCCCCUCCAGAGCCAUGGACUAUGAGCUAGAGAUCGGCGUGAUUGUUGGAAAGAAGCUGGAUGCUUCAAAGGGGCUGAAUGCAAAGGAUGCAGAUGAGCAUAUAUUUGGAAUGGUGAUUCUAAAUGACUGGAGCUCCCGUGAUGUUCAAGGUUGUGAAAUGAAACCACUUGGUCCGUUGAAUGGGAAGUCGUUUGGGACAUCCAUCUCCCCGUGGGUGAUCACAUUAGACGCCCUAGAGCCGUUCAAAGUCCCAGGACCCAAGCCCGAGGUUACACUGGCAAGCCAUUUGGAAGACAUCACCAUGUCAAGCUAUGAUAUCGGUAUGAAGGUUGAGAUCAUCACUGCAGGUCAAGUCUCGACCGUGAGCGAAUCAAAUCACCAGCAUUUGCACUGGAGCGGACGUCAAAUGGCUGCACAUCUGGCAAGCGCGGGUACUGAUCUCGAGACUGGAGAUAUCCUCGGCACGGGGACUGUGAGUGGUCCCGAUGAGGGCACUCUUGGUUGUCUAAUAGAAAUGACAAAGGCAGGGAAAGAGCCUAUCACGCUUGUUGAUGGGUCGACACGUUCAUAUCUAGAGGAUGGCGAUGUGGUUCGCAUGACUGCCGUGGCUGGUGGCGCUGGUUCUGGUGUUGGCUUUGGGGAAUGCGUGGGCGAAUUGAAGCCUGCGCGGAGUCGAUAG
This is a messenger RNA of Penicillium maclennaniae, 1191 nucleotides long. RefSeq names its product fumarylacetoacetate hydrolase family protein. Gene Ontology annotation, biological process: homogentisate catabolic process; L-phenylalanine catabolic process; L-tyrosine catabolic process. Gene Ontology annotation, molecular function: fumarylacetoacetase activity. Bases 1 to 1191 code for a protein of 396 amino acids. NCBI's taxonomy places the organism in Eukaryota, Fungi, Ascomycota, Eurotiomycetes, Eurotiales, Aspergillaceae. The record is from RefSeq and is a predicted model, not a curated record. The transcript has 4 exons.